Cimex lectularius (bed bug) is the source of this 1598-nucleotide messenger RNA. RefSeq lists its product as uncharacterized. The record is from RefSeq and is a predicted model, not a curated record. Gene Ontology annotation, cellular component: neuron projection. Gene Ontology annotation, biological process: G protein-coupled receptor signaling pathway. Lineage: Eukaryota; Metazoa; Arthropoda; Insecta; Hemiptera; Cimicidae. Bases 62 to 727 code for a protein of 221 amino acids. The transcript is spliced from 6 exons.
UCGCCCGACAUCACAGGUUCUCUUGGCAGGUUUCGAAAAAUGGCAAUACUGUGACAAAAAAAUGGCAUCAUCACUUAAUCUACACUUAGAUGAAGCUCAUCUUAAAGGCAAUCCUGCGUUGCAACUCAUCUUUGAGAUUAAUAGCCAACUGGCUCUAUUCAGGGAUUUGCUUAUACACAUUGGUACCUCCAGAGAUUCGCCAGAGUUAAGAGAAAAGAUCCGCAAAUUGAGGAGGAUGUGUGUGGACGCUUGUAAACACACGGCUCAAAAUCUUCUCCCCCAAAUCCGAAGCGCAGUUGCUGAUGGCAUUCCAGCUGAUCAUCCGCACCUUAUAAUUGUAUUUUACAUGUGCCAACUUUUUCUAAGGGAGCUCGCCAAGUGUAGCCGACUUGUCCAGCUCAUUCCAAUGGAUAUGACAGGAUAUUUUGAAAAUCGAGCAGGGCCGUCUAACUUGGGGAAUGUAAUCAGUCAGAUAUUACUUUGCAAGACAAUAGCGCCCGACUUCAACCAGGAGGAGAUUUGCAGCAUUGCAAAGGACUCUCAGGAGCUGUCGAGACUUCUGAAUGAAAUGCAGGAAUAUCUUCCGACCCAAGACGUCAACUCGGAACGCCAGACUGCUUUGACAAUUGAAGAUGGAAGUACGAAAUGGAACAAAAAGUGCAGACGAAACUCUCUUUAUCGGAAUUUUGGCACAUUCUGCUGUAUCCACAGACACAACUACCUUUGAUAAGAACCAUCAAUUUUUUUAAAGCUAUUAUGUACAUUUUGUCAUAUUCUCAUUGCAAAAAAUAUCUUUCAAACCAUCAAAACACUGUAUGAUUAAUAGAAUACAAAUCAAAUUAUCUCUUAAAAGUGUUUUAUAAAAUAUCUGUAAGUCUGUAAGGCAUACUUAUAAAAUUUCUUAAUGCACAAUCGGUAAGGUAUUGUGAGCACAGCAGAACACGAUUUGUAUACAAUUAGAUUGAGAGUGAAACUUACAUCCCUGUUUAAAAGAUGUAGAGAGAAAAACUUAAUAUAGUAAGGAUGGUGGUCCAAAACCAAAAAUAUUUAACGAAUCAAAUCCUUAAUACUCACUUGACCCCUUGGAUUAAUUGACAGAAAGGCAUCAGAAAUAUUUAAAACAAAUAUUUUUAAAUAUUUGUAGUUUUCUUUUCAGUUUACAAUUUCCACCACAAUUUAAAUUCCUUUUGUAAUUAAAAAUACUGACAAUUUUGUGGAUCACCUUUCAUUUUUAGAUUGAAAUAUAAUAAUAAGAUUCUAUCCGUUAUAAAUCUGUUUAUUAUAAUAUUAAUGUACGUUAAACAACAAAAUCAUGUUUACCAAUAGAAGUUAUUAGUAAAACAGUAAAAUUUAGGUAAGCUAUGAAUUAGGAAAUUUAUCCUAAAGAGAAAUUAUUUCUGUUUUCGAUCUAAAGUAAUUCAUAAAAUUAUAUCUAAAAGAAAAAAGUGAUAUUUUUAUUAUAUUAUUUUUAAUUGUUAAUAUAAAUCGGUUUUAAGCUGGGGAUCGACUCGAUCCCAGUAUACGGGUCGUUAAAUAAAUCCGUAGGAUUUUUUUAAUGGAAAAUUUCAGGUACUUGUAAGUAAAUGUAAUCAACAAUA